This is a messenger RNA of Antechinus flavipes (yellow-footed antechinus), 3067 nucleotides long. Its product is annotated as zinc finger protein 713-like. The transcript is spliced from 4 exons. Gene Ontology annotation, biological process: regulation of DNA-templated transcription. Bases 128 to 586 code for a protein of 152 amino acids. The record is from RefSeq and is a predicted model, not a curated record. Lineage: Eukaryota; Metazoa; Chordata; Mammalia; Dasyuromorphia; Dasyuridae.
UCCCGGUUAAGACCGGAAGCUGUGUUCUGUCUCAGACUGUAGGCUUGGGCGGCCCCGGCUCGGUCCCUUCUCUGAGAGACCCCGGCCCCGCCUCCGCCCCGCUGCCCUCCGGGCCCUCCUGCUGGGCAUGGCGGCCCAGCCCUGUCCCGGGCCGGCUUCAGAGCCCCGGGGGGCAAGCGCGGGGAGUCGUGGGGCCGGGGUGGAGGGUCCUUCGGGGCUGGGGGCGGUCGAGGGGCCGGGACCGCUCGGGGCGCGGGCCCCGCCUGAGGGUGAGGUGGCCUUGAGGAACCUCCCCGAGGGGGCCUGGCCAGCCCGGCCCUGCCAGCAAUCAAUGACCUUCAAGGAUGUCACUGUGGACUUCACCCAGGAGGAGUGGGAUCAUCUGGGCCCUGCUCAGAGGGACUUGUACAAGGAUGUGAUGCUGGAGAACUAUCAAAACUUUAUCUUCCUUGGAUUUCCAAUUUGCAAACCAGAGAUGAUUUCCCGACUAGAAAUAGGUGAAGCACGAUGGUUGAUGUUACUGAAAGAAGUUUCAAGAAACUUCUCUGCAGGUAACUAUAUGAUGGCUCCCUUUGAACCUUCUUGAUGAGGACAAUACAGCCUCGCCCAGAAGAGCAUCUACAUUUCCUGGGAUAGACUCUGUUCCCACACAUUAUUCACCUUUUGGAUGCAAAACCUACAUUUCCUGGGAAAGACUCUUUUCCCACACCCUAUCUCAAGUAUGCAAAACCCAAAUUGUUUUGUUUCUGUAUAAGAGUAAGCCCUGAGAAAAUGUCUCUUGGCAAUUCUUUGACAUUGCCCACCAAGUGAAUAUCUUGUGUCUCUCUCUUUAAUUAAGUGCCUUUUCUUAUCACAGCCUUUUGUGUUUCUCCCUUCCAACUUGCCCUAAAUUGGUGUUCUGGAGAACUAGGAGACCAACCCAUAUUCUUGCCAUGAUCCAUACCUCAUCAUUCUCUUCUGCAAUGAGAAGUCCUGACUUCUGCAUCUUGAUCCUUGUGUUUACCAAUAUUUCUUCCAGCUUUCAUUUGACUGGAUGUGUACACAAAAUAUCACCCAUAUAAUGAAUAAUGUAUGCCUUAGGGUAUCUUUUUCUUAUGGGUUCUAAAACUUGAGUAUCAUAGUUUUGACACAUUGUGGGACUAUUUUUCAUCUUUUGUGGUAGCCCGGUCCAUGUAUAUCUUUCAUGAGGGGGCCUUUAGAUUUUCUGAUGGUACGAAAAAUGCAAAAUAUUGUACAUCAUCUGGAUGUAAUUUUAUGGCAUAAAAACAAUCUUUUAGGACUAGAAUCCACAAUGGCCAGUGUUUUGGUUCCAUUGCUGGAGUCCUGGUUGUAGAGCUCUCAUGUCUUCCAUGGUCUCAUUUACUUUUCUUAAGUCUGUUAACAUUCUUCAUUUCCUUGACUUCUUUUUUAUAGCAACUAUUGGAGAAUUAUAUGGACUAUUUGUUUUUACUAGGCGUCCUGUUUGUAAUUGUUCUUAUAUUAUUUCUCGAAGAGCGAUUAAUUUCUCUUUAUUUAGGAGGCCACUGCGCAACCCAAAUGGGACCAGUGUUUUUCUAAUUUAUUUUAUCGGCAUGCUUUUUUGAAAGCCCUUAAACAGUGACCCUCAUCAAAAAUUUGUUUGAUGGUGACUUUCAUAUCUUAUAAAACGUCCCUUCUCCAAAAUGCCAUAGGGAAAGAAUAAUUUGUAAAGUUGAAAAUACCUUGUUCUUGUUCUCCAAGUUAGUUUUCUCUUACUCUUUCCUGGCCUAUUUAUUUUCCCUACUUCUUGCAUGUUGAUACCACUCUCCUCUGCUUCCCAUGGCCUACACCACUGAGCACUGUUUAUAACUGAAACUCCAGUGUCUAUUAAUCCCUAAAUAUAUCCUUCUACCUCAAUAAUCAUUAUGGGUCUAUCCUCUACUAUUUCUUGGACCCAGUAUAUUUCUUCUGAUUCUUUGUUUCCUAAUAGUAUUAAUAGUUCUAAAAUCUUAUCUCCAGGGAUGAUAUAAAAAGGUUGUGGCUCUGUAUUAAAUAUUCUUACCUUAAAUUUUCCUUCUGCUAUUUCAUUAAUUAUGGGCUCUGUCAUAAUUUCUGUGAAUUGUGCUUCCUCUGUGAGUGUUAUUACUUUUUUUUUUACUUUUCUCCAUUUUAUUUUCUGGUUGUAUUAUUUCUUGUUUUUCUGUGCUAAGGGGAAUACUUUCUACUCUUAUUUUAUUCAUACUGCCUUUUUCCAUAGUGCCUUCUGCUAUUUCCCCUUUUCUUUGUUUUAGUUGAAAGUGUACAAAGGUAUUGUUGGCUACGUGCUGUGUAAUUUGUACUGCUCGGGUUAUUUGGGAAGGGCCUGGAGCUGGGCCCCAAACAAAGUUUCUCUAAUUAUGUCUACAUUCUACAAUGGAACCCUAUUUUUUUUUUUUUUUUGCAUUUUAGACAUAUUAAAACUGAUCUAGAUAGCUUCCCCUUCUUAUUUCUGCAUUGUUUCUUAUAAUCACCCGGAAGCCCACAUCGGAAACAACUUCCUUUAGGCUCUUGGGCCUUUUGAAAUUGUCUAGGUUUUUUGUUGUCAUUCAUGACAGCUUCAUUAAACUAGACAACACUCACUCCCACACUUUCAUGAAUUAAAUCCUCAAUUCCAGCAUCCUUUGAAAGUGUAGAAAAAGCUCUUUUAUAAUCUGUGGUGGAAUUUUCCAAAGUCAAUUAUCUAAGUGAAAGAUCUGAUGCUUGUCCUCCACUUAUGAUCCUAUUAACGGAUAGUUGUAAUUUUAAUACAAAAUCUGCAAAGCUCUCUAGAGGUUCUUGUAUUAUCUUUACAAAGGAUUGCUUUUGGUCUUUUGGUACUAUUAUUUAUUUCCAGGCUCCUAUGACACAAUUUGCUAUUUUUGAGUACACCUGAAGUGUGUAUCCUAAAUUGUCUUUGGGGAUUGGCAUUGUUUUCUUUUCUUUUUUUUUAAAUAACUUUUUAUUGACAGAACCCAUACCAGGGUAAUUUUUUACAGCAUUAUCCCUUGUACUCGCUUCUAUUCCGAUUUUUCCCCUCCCUCCCUCCACCCCCUCCACCAGAUGGCAAGCAGUUCUUUACAUGUUGAAUAGG